CAGCGUUUACAUGGAGCCCGUAAUGAGUUCAAACCGGUUUGACUUUCACCCCGGUUUGAAAUAGCCCUUCUGUUUACAUGAACAAUUUCGGUACGGCUUGGCGAAGUAAUAAAAUUCGUCAAAUCUUUUUUCUAGUUCCAGUCUUUUCCGCGCGUAUUUUUAGGAUUAUUUUCAAGAUGGCGACGAGCAAGACAUAUGCUAUGAAAAACUUCUCUAUGCUUAUAUCAUUUUUUUUAAGUUCGCUGGGUUCAUUGGUUGCUGUGUUUACGAGAAAUGUUGAAUAUCUACUAUCACUUCGUAGGCAACAGCAACGACAUCUGUUUAAUGCUGUGGAAGAUCACAAUGCUGUGCUAAGAAAAAUGCAGAAUUUAAAACAUAGGGUAAACAAAAGACGAAAAAGAAGAAGAUGGAUCAACCCAGGACGUACUGAUCUUUGGUGGCAAAAUUUAUACUCUGGAGCGUUGCUGGAACAGGAAUGGUGUCAGAACUUAAGAAUGGACUACCCUACAUUUAUGAAUUUAGUUGAUAAAAUCCGUGUAGAAGUUGAACCGGCACACAAUUCAUUUCGAAUAGACACUCUUUCUGCUGAGAAAAGAACAAUGAAUGUGCCUUUGGACGGUUAAAAGCAAGAUGGAGAAUUUUAAAUCGAUGUCUCGAUGUUGAAUUGGAUUUUGCAAUGAAUCUCAUUUACUCUUGUUUUGUUCUUCACAAUUAUUGUGAAAUAAAUAAAGUUGAUGUGCAUCCUGACUUGCUCCAAGUACAAAUGAUGAACGAAGAACGAUGUCAAAAUUGUGAACAUCAUAACCAAGUUUAUCGGCUAUACACGUACAACUCACAUCGAGGAAAAGCUGUCAGAGAUUCUGUGAUGGAAUACUUGCAUGAUAAAAUGGAAAAUUAAACUAUGAACAUUUGUUUUUAACUUGUAUUAUAUUGUAUUUUUUAUAGAUAGAAAUAUUUGUGAACAACCGUCUUUUUAACUUGUAUUAUAUUGUAUUUUUUAUAGAUAUUUUAGUCACUAAA
Molecule: messenger RNA, 1020 nt
Organism: Hydractinia symbiolongicarpus
Lineage: Eukaryota; Metazoa; Cnidaria; Hydrozoa; Anthoathecata; Hydractiniidae
Exons: 2
Coding region: 78-623 (181 amino acids)
Source: RefSeq, a predicted model, not a curated record